Molecule: messenger RNA, 2251 nt
Organism: Psylliodes chrysocephalus
Lineage: Eukaryota; Metazoa; Arthropoda; Insecta; Coleoptera; Chrysomelidae
Source: the annotation of a GenBank genome assembly
UGAUGAUUUGAACCAUAAAGCCUCUGUUGCAGAAAAAGAAAAUGCAGAAUUAGAAAACAUAUGAUGAAAUUCAAGGUGGCCGGCCUUGUGGCCGACCUUAUGCCCAAUAUAAGACUCAUACAAGCUUCAGGACAUUUUAUGUUUAAUUAUCACGCUGACAAUUCAGGCUCACUACAUGCUUUAAGGGUGGGUUACUCGUGCAUGCAUCUAGUGUUUUGUUUGCUUCAGUAUGGAUGUACAUUUGGUAAUUUAAUACUAGAAAGAGAUGACGUAAACGACUUAGCAGCGAAUACAAUCACAGUUCUUUUCUUCUCUCAUUGUAUUACGAAAUUCGUUUACUUCGCACUUAGAUCUAAUCUUUUUUAUAGAACAUUAGGAAUAUGGAACCAAGCGAACAGUCAUCCCUUAUUUAUAGAAUCUAACAACAGGUAUCAUGCUUUGUCUCUGAAAAAGAUGAGGACGCUUAUAAUUUGCGUUGUAACUGCAACAAUUUUAUCAGCAGCGGCAUGGACUGGCAUCACCUUUGUUGGAGAGAGCGUCCACAACGUCAAAGACCCCGAAAACGAGAACAUGACAAUCGUAGAAGAAAUACCGAGAUUGCUGGUCAAAUCGUGGUAUCCUUGGAAUGCAAUGUCUGGUGGAGCCUAUUACUUUUCUUUGGUUUUCCAGAUUUACUACGUUUUCUUCUCACUCAUGCAUGCAAAUCUCCUUGACAGUUUGUUCUGUUCCUGGUUGAUUUUCGCUUGCGAGCAAUUGCAACAUUUAAAGGAAAUUAUGAAACCUUUGAUGGAACUUUCUGCUUCUUUGGACACCUAUGUUCCAAAAAGCGCAGAUCUGUUCAGAGCCAACAGUGCAAAUUCCCAGGAUAACCUCAUAGAACACGAUUAUAAUGAAAAGAACGAAGAACUCAACCUCAAAGGAAUUUACAAUACCAGGCAAGAGAUGGGAGCUAAUUUCAGAACUGGAGCGCUACAAACAUUUGGACAAGGUGGUGGUGGCGUGGGACCUAAUGGUCUUACCAAAAAGCAAGAACUCAUGGUUAGAUCAGCUAUUAAAUAUUGGGUUGAGAGGCAUAAGCAUGUAGUCAGAUUGGUAACAGCUAUUGGAGAUGCGUAUGGUGUUGCUCUUCUAUUGCACAUGUUAACUUCAACUGUUAUGCUGACACUUCUGGCUUACCAAGCCACUAAAAUCAAUGGAGUCAAUACGUAUGCUGCGACUGUCAUUGGUUACCUCGUCUACGCCUUAGCUCAAGUAUUUCAUUUUUGCAUAUUUGGUAAUAGGCUUAUUGAAGAGAGCUCAUCUGUAAUGGAAGCAGCUUACAGUUGUCAUUGGUACGAUGGAUCGGAAGAAGCAAAAACUUUUGUACAAAUCGUUUGUCAGCAAUGUCAGAAAGCUAUGUCAAUUUCGGGAGCAAAGUUCUUUACCAUUUCAUUGGAUUUGUUUGCUUCGGUACUUGGUGCAGUAGUGACCUAUUUCAUGGUGUUGGUGCAGCUCAAGUAAUUUUUAAACCCACUACUGCUUCGUUCAGCUGUUUAUUGUGGUAACAAGAAGUACCUGAUAGUAAAAAAGAGGAUCUAUUGUUAAAAUAACUGCAAACAAAAAAAAUGUAAUAAGUGAUACAUGUAAACGUUUACCUCUAAAAGUCAAUGGAUAUUUGCAUGAACGAUAGUAGAGUUGUAUUCGUAAAAACAGCGUACAAGUAGGUAUUAGAAUGUGAUAACAACAGUUUAAUACAACUAGUAAACUUCAUCUCACAUUCUAAUAGAGUGAUAUUAUCUAAGUCAAAUUUAGGGGGCGUCGAGGAACAACUGUCGUUCCCUGGAAAAUAUUUAAGUACUCGAUGGAAAGUUUUUUUUGAAAUGUAGGUCAAAACACGGUUAGGAACCUAUAUUCCAAUACAUACCAGUACGCUUUUUUAUGAAUACAAUAAUAUAAAGAGUGAUCCACAAAAAAUGUUUCUAAAGUGGUAAACAGUGAUAUUUGUGAUAAAGAUAAGCAACUCUGAAUUAAAUCCAAACUGAGAAUUAAAAAAUAGAAAAAGAUUUGUUCUCUUUAUACAGGGUGUAUCUAAAUAACACCGAAAAAAUUAAAGGGGUGAUUCUGUGAUGAAAAUUAAUGUGAGUGUUAGGUAUAAAAUUUUUUGAAAAAACCCUCCCCGGAAAAGUUACACCCCUUCGAAAAGUAAAAAAAAAUGGUUUUUCUUUUUUAUUUUCCCUGUAUAUCAAGCUAAAGACACGAAACUUGGUAAACA